Labrus bergylta (ballan wrasse) is the source of this 4515-nucleotide messenger RNA. RefSeq names its product nfe2 like bZIP transcription factor 1b (gene nfe2l1b). Gene Ontology annotation, cellular component: nucleus. The record is from RefSeq and is a predicted model, not a curated record. Gene Ontology annotation, molecular function: RNA polymerase II cis-regulatory region sequence-specific DNA binding; DNA-binding transcription factor activity, RNA polymerase II-specific. NCBI's taxonomy places the organism in Eukaryota, Metazoa, Chordata, Actinopteri, Labriformes, Labridae. Gene Ontology annotation, biological process: regulation of transcription by RNA polymerase II.
GUGUUUUGGUGUCAAGCGGCGCUGCUAGGCUAGCCGGGCCAGCUAGCAAUUCUGCAAGUCAUGGUGGGCCAUUCAGCGAGGAAAGGCUGAAGGAUGCUUUAUCGAGCUGCACUGUGGAACUGUUAAAGAAACGGGACUUAAUGCAUUUCUUACGUGCUAGUGGUCUUCAGGGCUCGACGGUACAGUUGCAAAAUCGCAGCGCGAAUGAGAAGAUGAGAACCUUAUGAAGAACAAAGAUCUGAGCACAGACUGGACUCUCUCGGACUGGAAACGCCAUCCCGGAUGUCACAUGCCUUCUAAACAAACAGAAUCCUGCUGAAGACCCUUUUCCCCCCCCCCUUCACUUAUCUUACACCACUUUUUUUUUAUGUUUAUGUGUCUGUAUCCGUCUCCUUGCGCAACUGAAAGAAGUUCUGUUCCACGGUAGUGAGCCCCGUUUUUGUUUUUAUUUUUUACUUUUUGUUCCUUUGUAAAGAAAUGCUUUACCUGAAAAAGUACUUCACAGAGGGCCUGAUUCAGUUCACCAUCCUUCUGAGUCUCAUUGGGGUGCGGGUGGACGUUGACACCUAUCUAAACAAUCAGCUGCCCCCACUGAGAGAGAUCAUCCUGGGGCCUAGCUCAGCCUACACCCAGACACAGUUUCACAACCUGCGCAACACGCUGGACGGCUAUGGCAUCCAUCCAAAGAGUGUGGACCUGGACCAUUUCUUCACCACUCGGCGGCUGCUGAACCAGGUCCGCCAGCUGGAUCGCCUCUCCGUGCCCAGUACCGAGCUCAACACCUGGCUAGUGCAUCGUGACUCUGAGACUGUGGUGUCCCCCAGCAGCCAGUCCGGCCCCAGCAUCACCCUGGAAAAUGGGGCCGGCCUAGAGGACGUUAACAACCCUGACGCUACCCCGGCCAUGAGGGGAGGAAGUGGAGCUCCUGAAUCCACGUACAACCUGAACGCGGCGGACAGCAGCCUGGGAGCUGUGGCACCAGAGGGCAACCAGGAGCAGGGCGGCAGGGAUGGCAACGACGACCUCACAAAAGAGGACAUUGACUUGAUUGACAUCCUAUGGCGACAGGACAUCGACCUCGGUGCAGGAAGAGAAGUGUUCAACUACAGCAACCGGCAGAAGGAGAACGAGGAGGAGCAAAAGCCCAACCCACAUGAGAGCAAAGACGGGAAUGAGGAACAGGAGAGCUGGAGGAACGGAGUUAACCUGCAGGGUGUUCAGCCAGUGGACGGGGAGACGGGGGAGAGUAUUCCAGAGCAGCUCCCAGGCAUCGGCUCACAGACUUCUCUGUCUCUACAAGAAUGUUUGAGGCUGUUGGAGGCGACUUUUCCAUUUGGAGAAGAAUCAGAGUUUCCAGCCCCAGUUGUCAACAGAGAAAUAGUUUCCAAUGAAGCUCCUUCUACAUCUCAGGGCCUUCCUCUGGCACCACUGCUGCCCUCAGCAGAGCCACAGUUAGACCUGGAGCAGCAGUGGCAAGACAUCAUGGCCAUCAUGGAGCUACAAGCGAUGGAAGUAAACAACACUUCAGUUCCCACAAACUCCAGCAGUGUGAACGGCACGACGGGGACAGUUGAGUCAAACACUGUCGGGAACUUUGAACUUUCGACUGGCUCUACACCAGUAAACCAGGAUGUCAGCCUUCACCAGGCCUCCCUCCCCAGCUGCAGCCAAGACUUCCCCCAGAUCUUCAAUCCCCAGUUGGACUCUAUCAGCAUCACCCCAAGAACCACCUUACCCAGACUUUCUUCCAGCAACUCCAGCAACAUAAACUCCACUUUUGGAACCACUAACCUGACUGGGAUCUUUCUCCCUCCUCACAUUAACAGUUCCAGUAACAACAUUACAUCCACACCCAUCCUGCCAGAUCCCUUCAGCACCCUGCUGGAGGAAUCCAUGCUCGAUGAGAUCAGCUUGCUGGACCUCGCCAUGGAGGAGGGCUUCAGCCAGGCCCAAGCUUCCCAGCUGGAGGACGAGCUCGACUCAGAUUCCGGUCUUUCUCUGGACUCGAGCCACAGCCCGGCGUCCCCGAGCAGCUCUGAGACAUCCUGCUCCUCUGCAGCAUCUUCUUCGUCAACGUCUGCCACUUUCUCAGAGGAGGGAGCCGUGGGGUACAGCACCGACUCAGAGGUCACCACUGUGGAGCCCGAGGAAGGGGCUGUCGGGGGUUAUCAGCCGGGUUACAGUAAACUCUGCCGUAUGAGUUAUCAGGACCCCUCUCAGUUCCACAGCCUCCCUCACCUUGACAGCAUCAGCCACAAUCACACCUACAACCUGCCGCUUUCCUCUGCGUUCGCCGAACAUCCAGAGCUCCCCAUUCCAACCGGGAAGAAGAACGUCCGCGACAAACACAACUCGAAACUCCAGACUCAUCAGGACCUGCUCGACAAGCACGCGAGUCGUGACGAACGCAGAGCCCGCGCCAUGAAAAUCCCCUUCUCCAACGAGAAGAUCAUCAACCUGCCCGUGGAAGAGUUCAACGAGCUGCUCGCCAAGCACCACCUGAGCGAACCCCAGCUCGCCCUCAUCCGCGACAUCCGCAGGCGCGGGAAGAACAAGAUGGCGGCCCAGAACUGCCGCAAACGCAAACUCGACACCAUCAUAAACCUGGAGCAGGGCGUCCACGACCUGCGGCGCGACAAGGCCCGCCUGCUGAAGGAGAAGAUGGAGUUCAUCCGUUCCAUCCGGCAGAUGAAGCAGAAGGUGCAGAGUCUGUAUCAGGAGGUUUUCAGUCAGCUGAGGGACGAGGAGGGCCGGCCCUAUCCUCCCAGCGAGUACUCGCUCCAGUACAGCGCAGACGGCAGCGUGCUGAUCAUGCCUCGCUGCGUGACGACGGCGGAGCAGAACCGAAAGCCAGAGAAAAAACAAAAAGACAAAAAGAAGUGAGGGAGGGAAACUGCUGUGUAUUCUAUAACUUUUGCUAAGUCAAUAAGAACGAUUUCUGCAGAUGCAAGAGAGAUGUCCUUUUUUUCCUUUAUGAAGAUUCUGGUGAGUAGAAGAAAUGGCAUUGUUGACUACUCUUCCUGCAUAAGUUUCUCCCUUUUCAUUCUGUUCCUACGUUUAUUUCCUGGAAACAACUCUGAAGCUGAAGUAGCUCUUCGUUUGAGUACUGAUAUUUCAUUAUUUAGUCGGGGGGAAACAAUAAGCGAGAAGAAGAGGGAUAUAAAAAGGACAUAAAAUGAGCUAUUAGAAAAAUUUAGCUGCUCUCGAUCCUUUUGCACCAAACCACUGAGGAUGGAGGAGAUAUGUAGGGUGAAACGAGGGACUGGUGAGGAGAAACACGAACACUGUCAACACGGACGGUUGGAAUACCUAUGCACAGAAGGUUUUGAGGGACUAUCAGAUCACAUCCCAUCCUGAAGACUUUUGAGUGAUUUUCAUGGUCACUGAGCGUUUUAAGUUGCACAUCUUCAGGAUAGGAAUAUCAUUCAUGGGUGUGAGAGAUUAGAUACCAAAGGCUAAAGGAAGUCCAUCAUUUUAGGAGGCUAUUAACACCUAUACUAACCAAAGGUUGUAUGGUGCACAUCAUUUGAUCUGAAUACAUCCUAAAUGCUCAAUUACUGCACUCUUGUUCUGUAGAUUUGUAUCGCAGAUUCCUGUUUUUGAGUCAGUUGCAUCUGAGUUUGGAAGACCCCGAAAGAGAUUGGGGUUUGUUUGUGUGGGGAUGUUGACACAAGAAAGAGUCAGAGGUUGAGUGUUCCCGGGCUGGCCGCUGCUUAAAGAGGCCUGGAGGUGAAGUCCUGCUAGAGGGGCGGAUGGAUGUUUUUAUGAAGGAGGCACACUGCAUUGCUAAACGUAUCAACUUCCUUAUAAAUUAUACAUAGCACUGUAAUUUGUCUUUAAAAGGCUUGGCUAUAUGCAUUUUGCUGUGUCUGUCGCUAUUCCUUCGCUGCAGGUUUAAAUAUCUGAAGCUGCGUUUAGGAAGGCUCUUAUUAUUAACUGUUCAUAAUCUGUAGUAUAAGCAAGGUUAGAGAUCAAUCCACAUCAGCUUUAUGUCACAGUCCACACCUUCUUUGUUUAUUUAAAUCAGCAGCAGAGCCUGUAAUCAGAAGUGUUGGGGGGUGAUGUGCAGGAGCUCUGUAUGAGCCGCAGCUCGAGGCUGUCACAUAUCAACGUUGUUAAGAUUAUUUAAGAGUUGUUCUGACACCAUUACCUUCAGGGUGAAUUCUUCAGAUACAGCUUACAUUGCACAGAAGUUAUUAGUGAGUAAGCCCGUCAAUACAACAAUACGAUACACUGAUUAAUAAGCCCCCAACAAUAGACUUUCCUCCUCUGCUACAGAAAAAGUAGUCUGCAUGGCAUGACAUAAAUUAUUGUUGCUUCUGUUUUAGAGCAGCAGAAAAACUAUUUGAAUAAAACAUGAAAUUAAAACUGGCCAUAUAAGGCAGUUUAAUGGUAAAAAUAUGGGUUUUUUCAGGAUGCAGGAUGGUUUAGCGGUGAAGCCGUACUGCCCCAUGUGCAGAGCCUAGUAGUCCUGUUUGCAGCAGACGUGGGUUGUAGUCCGACCUCGGCCUUUUG